AUGUCCAAUUCAGGCGUAAACUCCAGUGCGGAGCAAGACCCGGCCGCCCAUAUGCUGUCUUCUGCGAUGGACGUCGUCAGCAAUACGCGAAUCAACAUCGAACUGCUAAAGGAACACAACAAACACCUGUUGGAAUUCGCCCAAACGUCAGACAACCGAUUUGACGCCGUGCCCUCAGCGAUCACCAACAUAAUCGACGUAAAUGCCGUGACAGACUGGAACGAGGUGUCUCAAAAGUGGCUGAAGAUGAAUGAAGACCUUGCCAUAACCAAGGAAAACAUCGAGAAAAUGUUGUUUACCAUCAACUGUACAGAUCAGCUACUACAACGGUGGCUUCAAAUCUUUGAACGGACAAUUCAAAAAUAA
Molecule: messenger RNA, 366 nt
Organism: Mitosporidium daphniae
Lineage: Eukaryota; Fungi; Microsporidia
Exons: 1
Coding region: 1-366 (121 amino acids)
Source: RefSeq, a predicted model, not a curated record